Messenger RNA from Mus musculus (house mouse), 2373 nucleotides. It is a transcript of the gene Tecrl, whose product is annotated as trans-2,3-enoyl-CoA reductase-like. Gene Ontology annotation, biological process: lipid metabolic process. The record is from RefSeq and is marked validated. The coding region runs from base 196 to 1281 and encodes 361 amino acids. NCBI's taxonomy places the organism in Eukaryota, Metazoa, Chordata, Mammalia, Rodentia, Muridae. The transcript has 12 exons. Gene Ontology annotation, molecular function: oxidoreductase activity, acting on the CH-CH group of donors. Gene Ontology annotation, cellular component: membrane; endoplasmic reticulum.
GCAGCAGUUCUCAAUAGUGUUAUAUAUAGAAAUCAGAUCGGUCAUUGUUUCCCAGCCUGCUAAAUAAAACUAGACCGCUGGAAUGGCAUGCCACUUGACCUCCAGGGCGUCCACAGCAGUGUUUAACAGGCACAAAGGGAGUACUCUUGCAAGUAUCUCCUGUUUACAUGCCAGAUUCCCCUGCUAGUUCACACAAUGUUCAAAAGGCACAAGUCCCUGGAACGCAAGAGGGAAUUGUUAUUCCAGGGACUGCCACAGUCCACAAUGAAGAAUAAUGCGAGAAAUUUCCACUCUUUGUCACAACUUGUACUCUCAGCAGGCCCGCUCAAAACUACUACAGCAGUCAAACAUUCAAAAACGACUCACUUUGAGAUCGAAAUACUGGAUGCUCAUACAAGAAAACAAAUAUGUAUUGUGGAUAAGGUCACACAAACAUCAACUAUUCAUGAUGUCAAACAGAAGUUUCACAAAGCAUGUCCAAAGUGGUACCCUUCUCGAAUUGGCCUACAACUAGAAUAUGGUGGCCCAUAUUUGAGGGACUACAUCACAGUUCAAAGUGUUGCAGCUUCUUCAAUUAUCACACUCUAUUUUACAGACUUGGGUCAGCAAGUCGGGUGGACUACAGUCUUUUUGGCUGAAUACUCAGGACCUCUGUUAAUAUACCUUCUUUUUUACUUGAGGAGCUCAUACAUAUAUGAUGUCAAGGAGAGCACUAGAUGGCCCCGGCACCCUGUGGUACACUUGGCUUUCUUCUGCCAUUGUAUCCACUACAUCCGACUCCUCCUGGAGACUUUAUUUGUUCACAAAGUUUCUACAGGACACAGUCCUAUGAAAAACUUGAUAAAGGGUUGUGCAUUUUAUUGGGGAUUCACUUCUUGGAUGGCUUAUUAUAUUAAUCACCCAAGAUAUACACCACCAUCAUUUGGAAACAGGCAAGUAAUAGUGUCUGCUAUCAACUUUCUGUUUUGUGAAGCUGGAAAUCAUUUCAUCAAUACAGUUUUGGCUCAUCCAAAUCACACAGGUAGCAAUGCCUGUUUCCCAAGUCCAAAUUACAACCCCUUUACAUGGUUGUUUUUCCUGGUUUCCUGUCCUAACUAUACCUAUGAGAUCGGAUCUUGGAUUAGUUUCACAGUUAUGACCCAGACACUUCCAGUUGGUAUUUUCACAAUCUUAAUGACCAUCCAGAUGUCUCUGUGGGCACGAAAGAAGCAUAAAAUAUAUCGGAAGAAGUUCAACUCAUAUGUUCAUAGGAAAUCAGCCAUAAUUCCACUCAUAUUAUAAGUAAAUAUAGCUAUUCUAAUCUGAGCAAGAAGUGCAGAAUAUAAAUUCACUCAAAAAGGCUUAGGAAGUGAUUACCUAUUAUAAUGCAACAAUUUUAUUCUAAAUAUUCCUCUCCAAACUCUCCUGUCUAUACCCACAACUCUUUGCCUAUUCUUUCCCUCACCCUUCUCUCAGCAUUGUGAUCUGCUGACUUGUGGGUUUUGCCUCAUCUCUGUGAGCUCACAUUAUCAGCCCGAUGAGUUUGAAGACACCGUUUCCUUGGAGUUCUCUAUCAUUUCUGGGCUCUUACAAUCUUUCCAUCUCCUCAUUAGCAUAGAUGUCUAAGUCUUAAGGAAGGGGGUUUAUUUAAGUUACAGCUUAUAUCUAUAUUAAAAUGCUGUCUCUAAAAUGUAAGCCAAGUUACAAAAUUCCUGAUUUUGUUUGUGUGUUGACAUUUGCCAGGAAUGGAUCAAAAAUUUAAGAUGUUUCAGCCCAAAUUAUAAUUAUUGGUCUCAGUUCAGGUCAAAAUUCAGCUAUUGGUGUAUUUCAAUUAUACCAAGUUUGCUCCUGAAAUAAAAAUUUUCCUUGAAUUAAUAAUAAUGAUUCUUCUAUUUAUAUUGUUUACAACAUAAAAGUAUAAAAUAAUCCUCUGGUUUUCUCAAUAUAUUCAAAGAGAAUAUAGCUUAAUGUUGCUGUAUAGGUUCAAUUAAAGUUACUCUUGUACCUUAGAUGACUUGUACCAUCUGUGUAUAACAAUAAUAAUUAAAAAUUCAGUUUCUAAAGGCUGUUUAAAAGUUAAUUUAUGCCCUGAUUCAUAUAGAACUUUAUAAUUACUGUUGGUUUCAAGGAGCCUCAGUAUAGAAAGUCCCAAAGACAGUAUUUCUUGCUAACAGGCCCACUUUAUUUUUGAAAUACUUUUCAGUGAUGAUGCAUGAAAACUGCAAAAUGAUACUUGGAAUUAUUUACAAAAUCAAUGUACAAGUAACUUAGAAUGACUUUUGCCAGAAAAAAAAAAGAAUUUCUAUUCUUGAAUUUAACAAGAAACAAAGACCUGUAAUAUGGUGCCAAAAUAAAGUAAAAUUUGUAUAAUAUAUUAAAAGGAAUCAAGAUAAU